Molecule: messenger RNA, 1224 nt
Organism: Malassezia pachydermatis
Lineage: Eukaryota; Fungi; Basidiomycota; Malasseziomycetes; Malasseziales; Malasseziaceae
Product: beta- -mannosyltransferase
Exons: 1
Coding region: 1-1224 (407 amino acids)
Cellular component (GO): endoplasmic reticulum
Molecular function (GO): mannosyltransferase activity
Source: RefSeq, a predicted model, not a curated record
AUGGUCAUCGUGCUAGGCGACGUCGCGCGAAGUCCGCGGAUGUGCUACCAUAUUCAGAGCCUGGUGCGGCAUGGAUGGGAUGUGCAUGUGGCAGGGUACUUUGAUACCACGUUGCCUGCGUCGCUGCAAGGACCGCAGGUCCACCCUGUCCGGCUGUGGACGCCCCCGCCUUGCCUUCAGGCGCUACCCCGCGCGCUGUUUGUGCUGGUCGCCCUUGUAAAAGUCCCGAUGCAGGCUGGGUCGUUGUUUCACGCGAUCGUACGCAGCACCCCACGCCCUGCCUUGGUGGUCGUCCAAACCCCGCCGGCGAUCCCGACACUGGGCAUGGUGCGCCUGGCGUGUGCAUGGACGCGCAGCCGCAUCCUCAUUGACUGGCACAAUACCGCGUACACCAUUCUCGCGCUCAAGGUAGGGCCUCGUAGCCUGUUGGUACGCCUCGCCGAACAGCUUGAACGAUGGUGUGGCCAGCGUGCUACGACGCACUUGUUUGUCACGUAUGCAAUGCGGCAUCACCUGGUCCAACGCUGGCAUUUGCAGGGCGAGACGUUGGUGCUGCACGACCGACCGCCCUCGCAUUUCCAUCGCUUGACGCAGGAGGACGCCCACACGUUUCUCCAGCGUGUCGGCCCAUCGAUAUGGGGUACUAUGGAGCCGAUGGACCCCACGGCGGCCCUGGUCGUGUCCAGCACAAGCUGGACACCUGACGAAGAUCUCGGGAUGCUGAUCGACGCCGUGUCGCAGUACGAAGCGCAAGCGCGGCGCCGGCCUUCUACGCGGCCUCUGCGCGUAGUCAUUACAGGGCGUGGGCCGCAACGCUCCAUGUACGAACGCCUCAUGGCGCAGCGCUCUGCACAGGAAGCAUGGCGCUACGUCUCGAUCCAUACGGCCUGGCUCGCUGCCGAGGACUAUCCGCGUCUUCUAGGCGCCGCGGACGUGGGUGUAUCGCUACAUACAAGUUCCUCCGGUCUAGACUUGCCUAUGAAGGUGGUCGAUAUGCUAGGAUGUGGUGUGCCUGUGUGUGCCCUGGGCUUUGCCUGCUUGCACGAGCUCAUUGAGCCCGGGGUGAAUGGCGCCGUAUUUCAUACCGCGGACGAGCUGGCUACGUGCCUACUUCAUACCUUGCAUACACCCCGUACGACCCAUGGCGGGUUCCUGGGGACAGAGCCUGCGACCUGGGACGCGCUAUGGGACCAGGUCGUAGCCUCGUCCGCCGCGUUGCAGUAG